This is a messenger RNA of Cucurbita moschata (crookneck pumpkin), 1290 nucleotides long. Its product is annotated as V-type proton ATPase subunit D-like. Gene Ontology annotation, cellular component: vacuolar membrane; proton-transporting V-type ATPase complex. Lineage: Eukaryota; Viridiplantae; Streptophyta; Magnoliopsida; Cucurbitales; Cucurbitaceae. The record is from RefSeq and is a predicted model, not a curated record. Gene Ontology annotation, molecular function: proton-transporting ATPase activity, rotational mechanism. The transcript has 2 exons. The coding region runs from base 230 to 1015 and encodes 261 amino acids.
UUUGUCUCAUUAUUGACAGAUUUUCAAUCCAAUUUGGAUCGGAUCUUCUGGAGAUUGGAGCAGAGUCUUUUGAGUUCUACAACAGAUCACAGCCUUUUAGUUUAUUGCGCGCCUUGAAGAUCGCUGUCCCGUCGGAAUCUCGGUCGAUCCAUUGUUCCGAUCUAUUCCAUCUGUUCGGCGUCGAAUCUCCGCUGCUUACGUACUCCUCCGACACCAGAUAUUGAAAAAGAUGUCGGGCCAGACCCAACGUUUGAAUGUGGUUCCGACGGUUACAAUGCUUGGAGCGAUGAAAGCCCGUCUUGUUGGUGCAACCAGAGGUCAUGCUCUCCUCAAGAAGAAGAGUGAUGCUUUGACUGUUCAGUUCCGUCAGAUACUCAAGAAGAUUGUCUCAGCUAAGGAAUCAAUGGGGGAAGUCAUGAAGACAUCUGCAUUUUCUCUCACCGAAGCAAAAUAUGUUGCUGGUGACAACAUCAAGCAUAUUGUUCUUGAGAAUGUCCAAAGUGCCGCUAUUAAGAUUCGAUCUCGGCAGGAGAAUAUUGCUGGUGUAAAACUCCCAAAAUUUGAACAUUAUUCUGAUGGUGAGACCAAAAAUGAUCUCACAGGGUUAGCCAGGGGUGGACAACAGAUCCAGCUGUGUCGGGGCGCCUAUGUGAAGGCAAUUGAGGUUCUUGUAGAGCUUGCUUCACUUCAGACAUCAUUUUUGACUCUUGAUGAGGCAAUUAAAACCACAAACCGCAGGGUUAAUGCUCUGGAGAAUGUUGUGAAGCCAAGGAUUGAGAAUACUAUAAGUUACAUUAAGGGAGAAUUGGAUGAGCUGGAAAGGGAAGAUUUCUUUAGACUGAAAAAGAUACAGGGUUAUAAGAGAAGGGAAAUUGAGAGGCAACGUAUCAAUGCCAAGCUAUAUGCUGAGGAACAACUUGCUGAAAAGAUAUCCUUGCAGAAGGGCGUUUCCAUGACUUUAGCCCACAACUUAUUGUCUGCAGCUGCUGAGAAGGACGAGGAUAUUAUUUUUUGAUGUUAAGGUUGGUUUUUUUGUCUAAAAUGUGUGGCUUUCGUUUGCUUAUCUAUGUUCGAAAAUUUAUUUGGUGACUUAGGUGGCUCAAGGAGUAAUCCCAAUAAAAAAACCAUAUGCUCUAGCCAAAAUGUAUUUAUUUGUUUUCUCUGUUACUUUCAAGGCUUUCAGGUCUUGUAAACAUUCCUUCACUUGACAUUUCAUCUGUUUCUUGAGAUACAAAUAUUUUGUUGUAUCAUUCUGAAUUUGUGUAUGAUUGGUGUGCUCUUUAUCCACUC